This is a messenger RNA of Stylophora pistillata, 3391 nucleotides long. RefSeq lists its product as uncharacterized. The record is from RefSeq and is a predicted model, not a curated record. Lineage: Eukaryota; Metazoa; Cnidaria; Anthozoa; Scleractinia; Pocilloporidae.
CCAAGUUUUACAUAGUGGUAUACUUUGACCCAAUGCCUGGAAAUAAACAGCCAUUGCUUAAAGAAAACGUCCUACCAUAUACAGAUGUAUACAUCCUCUUGCAGAGUGCACUGUGUACCAACGGAUAUACGCUGCACAAAGGGACUUGUUACAGAUAUCAUACGGAUAAACAGACCUGGGAGGGAGCACUGUUUCAGAGCGCCAAAGAUAACGCUACCCUAGUAUCCUUCCACCUGACAUCCGAGGUGGGCUUUGUCCAACGGCUUAUCACACCAGGAAUAACAAGUUUAGUUUGGACAGGCUUGAAUGAUCGGAUCACAGAGGGGACGUAUACGUGGUCAGAUGGUACCAGUGUUGAUCACACUUCUUGGAGAGCAAACGAACCAACAGGCUUAAAGGAAGACUGCGUUGGUAUAGAGGGGACUAUCUAUGGCACACUGAUGUCUGAUGCUCCAUGUACUGAGCCACAUACUUACGUGUCUAGAAAGCCCCUUGAAGGACUCAUUACAUAUCGCAUGAAGAUACAACUUAUCACUUUACUGUGGACCGAUGAUUAUGGCCAAGCGACUUCUUUCCCGUAUUUGGACCUCAAGCAAAAGAUAGAGACAAUGCUGCUGGAAAUCUUUAAGAUCGAUUCGACUUUCGUAUCAGGAUAUGUCGAAGAUUUCAGUAAAACCCCGAAGCCAACUUCUCCCACUGGUAAACCAACAAAGCCUGGUAUUGCGACACCUGCCAAGUCAUCAGGGACAUCUCCAAUUUCUGGUGCAACCAAGCCAACACUGGUUACCCCAGGAACCACACAGGCCACUCCAGCGUCAAAGCCUACUUCAAGUGGAGCAACUUCCAAUGAGAAGUCAUCAGUGACAACUUCAAUUAUUUUAAAGUUUGGACCUGGAGUAAAGCCUGAUCCUACAAAGCCAUUUCAAAAACAUUUGAGGAAGAACCUUGGAAGACUUCCUGGUCCAGUUAAUCAGAAAACUCUUAUUCAGUCCGUCAGAAUAGUUCAUCCAGGAGUUCCACCCGCUGUGUUGGGAACUUGUACCCCCAGUUGCUUUACCACUUGCCUCGUCUCUUGUAAUCCAUUUUGUUGCAAUUCCAAGGCGGCAGCUGGAAGCAAUAUGCAGUAUUCUGCCAUGCGACAUGGUGUAAUAGCCCAAGCAAAUCGCAGGCGAUUUAUCAUGCCUGGCUUUUCGAGGUAUCCAGUGGUUCCUCUCCAGGCCAUGGCAUCGCAGGCCCGAGCGAUGAGAGUUCCAGUGACCUUGGCAAUAAGAUGUGUUCCAACAGUUCUGAGGCCUUGCCCACCAGGCACUCAAGUUUCACAAACUGUACAGGGUUCUUAUAAAAUGCCCCAACCUCGAACUAUUGAAGGAAUCUUAAGCCCUCAGCGACGUCCCCUCAUGUCGAUCCCACGCUUGACAUUACCAAGGCUUCCUUAUUCGACCAAUCAGCAGGCUUUUCUCCCUAGGGUCGCUAAUCCAGUGCAGAUGCCUUGUAUACCAAGUCCUAAUAACCUAUGUCCACCAUUGAUACGUCCCCCUGCGAAGCCUUUGAAAGUGACAGAUCCUCCACAGCACAUAAUACAUCUUCCACCGCCACAGAUGCAGCCUCCGUGCACUCCUAGCGCGUUCAAUCCUUGUCCAUCACAAGCACGUCUUCCUUUAAGUCCUUUAAAAGUAACAGACCCCCCACAGCACAUAAUACAUCUUCCUUCGCCACAAUUACAAGCACCCUGUAUUCCGAGUGCAUUCAAUCCUUGUCCACCCCAAAUGAGCCCUCCCUUGAGACCUAUGAAAGUAACCGAUCCCCCACAGCACGUGAUACAUUUGCCUCCACCACAGAUGCAGCCUCCAUGUAUUCCUAGUGCUAACAACCCAUGUCCCCAACCAAUUAUGCCUCCUGUGAAUCCUGCACUGGCACAGUACCCCCCACGACAAGUGAUUCGUCUGGUACCACCACAGAUGCAACCUCCUUGUAUUCCUAGUGCGUACCAGCCAUGCCCGUUACCAAUUGCGCCCCUAGUCAAGCCUGCAGCGGCCCAAUACCCAUCACAACAAGUUAUGCGUCUGGUACAACCACAGAUGCAACCUCCUUGCACUCCAUCAUUAUACAACCCUUGUCCACCUCAGACAAAUAUUCUACCUUCCAAGAUAAAAGUGGUAGAUCCACCACAACAUAUAAUACACUUACCUUCCGCACCACCACCUCCACCACCCUCACCAAGUCCCUUUCCUCGACCAUUAUUUUGGCCUGUGCUUUGCAUUCCUCUUCCUAACUACCCUUGUCCGCCGAGAAAGCUUUCGAAGCCGUCACACAAGAAGGGCAAGUCUCGAGCUUUCAUGCCUAAACCCGUUGCUAGUUCCUAUUUGGUCCCGUACGGCAAGUCACCAUACUGGCAAUCUCAAGUUACUUCCUACACUCCAUUUGUCUCACUGCCAUCACCAAUACGGCGAUUACCAACCUAUCAAACCCAGAAUUAUGGCCAGAAACCACCAUUUCAGUUGUAUCGCUCUUCUGUCUGGCCUCAGGUGGCCCCAAUACAGCCCUUUGGGUUGCUUCCUUGGGGCUCCUCUUACGGCCAGGUCACGAAAACCUCCCUUAGUCACCAACCAAAGAAGGCUUUGCCUCAGCCUCCAAAGCCCCCUCAGCCUCCUCCAUCGCCUAAACCUAUUCCAGUCAAAGGACCAGUCUCGUUACAAGGUUCAUUAACUCUUUAUCCUAAGUCAGGACCAAUGGCUCCUCCUUUUCCUUUCCCUCCGUAUCCCCCAGGACAAGGCCCUUUCUCAAUGAUCAACCCCUGCAUCCCUUCUCUAGCGAAUCCCUGUAAUCCAUAUACAGGAAAUGUACCCACAAUGCCACCUACGAAUUCGUACGAAAGACAAUCCAGGCCUAUACUCUUAACACGGCCUCUGCAGGUUCAAGGAAGUAUUUAUCUCAAACCACCUCCACCACGUCCAUUCCCUCCACCGCCGAGUUAUACGUCCAGUGUUAUGAAUCCUUUCUCGAGGCUCGUUUCUCCAAAACUACCAAUUGGACCUCAGAUGGCUGCGCCUCCCCAUUCAAUAAUUGUUCAGCUUCCGGACAUUUCUCUUCAGUCUGCUCCAGCAUCAUUACUUCCAAAGCCUAUCGUUCCACCUGCACUACCUUCACCAGUCUUUCCAAGUAGUUGUCCGAUAUCCUGUACUCACUAUCCAGGCGUAUUUUGUCCUCCAUAUUGCGCGAAUUAUUGCUGUAAAAACAGAGGUAAGAAGCAAAAGAGUUCCUCGAAAAAGAAAAAUAACAAGAAACCUGUGAAAAGCAAGAAGCAAAAAGAGGCCAAAACAAAAAGCAAAGAGAAAAAGAAAAUUUUGAAAGUGAAAAAGGCUAAGAAGGGAUAGGUCUAAACUACAUAUAU